AUGGAAGAUAUAAAAUAUCGAGACAAUUUUAUAAAACUUGGAGAAGAAGGUCCAAGGAAUGCAACUACUACAAAUUUUUAUGGUAGUUAUUAUUUAUCAGAUAAAGAAGAUUAUUUUGAUAUAAAACGAUUUGAAGAGAAUUUAGAAAUGCAUGUAAUAAAGAAUGAAGAAAAUAUAUUAAUAAUAGAAAUAAAGAAUUUGAAUGUUUCUAUUGCUAAUGCUUUAAGAAGAAUUAUGUUAUCUGAAGUACCUACGAUUGCUAUAGAGAAAGUAAAUAUGUAUCAGAAUACUGGAAUAAUAGCUGAUGAGAUAUUAUGUCAUCGUUUAGGAUUAAUACCUUUUAAAUUUGAUGCAGAUUUAAUUAAUUAUAAAGAAGAGAAUGAAAAAUAUAAUCAUUUAAAUUGUUUUUGUUUUAAAUUACAUGUAAAAUAUAGUAAUAAAAGAAUAGGUAAUGAUAAUUAUCAAUCUAUUUAUUCAAAAGAUUUAAAAUGGUGUCCUAUAAAUGAACAACAAAGAAUAAAAUUUGAAAAAAAACCACCUAAAGUUGUUGAUGAUAAUAUAUUAAUUACUAAAAUUAGUAGUGGUCAAGAAAUUGAAUUAAUCUGUUUCUUACAAAAAGGAAUUGGUAAAACACAUGCAAAAUGGUCACCUGUUUGUACAGCUGUCUAUAAAAUGUAUCCACAUUUUUCAUUUAAUACAAAUGAACAACUAACCAUUCAAGAAAAACAAGAUCUAGUAAAUAUAUGUCCACAAAAAGUUUUCGAUAUUGAAGAUAGUCAACAAAUUAUUGUUAAAAAUCCUCUCAGUUGUUCAACUUGCAGAGUAUGUAUUGAAAAAUAUCCUAAAAAAAUAUCAUUCCAAAAAGAAAAAAAUCAUUUCAUAUUUACAAUUGAAUCCACUGGAUGUUUCUCAGCUGCAGAUAUUUUUAAAAAAGCUUUAUUCAUCUUAAGACAAAAAGUAAUAAAUGUAAAAGAAGCCCUAGACGAGCAACUAUGCCCCUAA
Messenger RNA from Plasmodium adleri (nom. inval.), 1002 nucleotides. RefSeq names its product DNA-directed RNA polymerase I, putative. Lineage: Eukaryota; Apicomplexa; Aconoidasida; Haemosporida; Plasmodiidae. Gene Ontology annotation, molecular function: protein dimerization activity. The transcript has a single exon. The record is from RefSeq and is a predicted model, not a curated record. Gene Ontology annotation, biological process: DNA-templated transcription. The coding region runs from base 1 to 1002 and encodes 333 amino acids. Gene Ontology annotation, cellular component: RNA polymerase III complex; RNA polymerase I complex.